UCUCAGCUCCAACACCAGCAGCUGCACAAACGUCCCAAAAAAAUAACCCUUCGCUUCAACAAUUCACAUCAGCACCAGCACCAGCACAAGCAGGAGCAUCCUCAAAACCGCGAAAGGCGGCCACGUCACACCAGCCUUCUGCUCCCGUUGCCAGCUCUUCUUCAUCCUCUUCACAAGCAGCUCCGGUUAUAGAAUCCAUAGCGGUUCCUGUUGCUGGUGUGAGUGAAGUGGCAAAGACGAAUGCUAAGAAGCCGGGGCCUCAAGCAGCAAGUUUGCAACCUCGACGGAAGCCCAUGACAGACGAAGAGAUUGACCUGAUAAUG
Messenger RNA from Closterium sp. Naga37s-1, 323 nucleotides. The record is from the annotation of a GenBank genome assembly. NCBI's taxonomy places the organism in Eukaryota, Viridiplantae, Streptophyta, Zygnematophyceae, Desmidiales, Closteriaceae.